AUUUUGAUCCCGGUUCAUGUUUUCAAUCCCUGUUUUGACCGGUUUCUAAGUUCCUUGUCUCCAUUUCAGACAUACACGAGCCAAAUUGAAGCCGAAGUGGACUCGCGCUUCAAUACUCGGACGGCCCUUUGACGGAAACAGUACUUGAGUACUGUUGACUCGGAACCGACCACCGACUAUGAGUUCAGACAUGGCUCUCAAUUCUGAGGAGUUCCACACUGUUGAUGACGAGGCUUUCGAGCCCGCAGUGCAGCCUACCUACAAUGAAGCGUUUCCCCCCUUAGAGCAGCGCAGCGACAGCCCAAGCGCAUUCUCUUUUGACCAAGGACAAUGGAACAAGAAACUCUCCCUAAAGAGUUCGACCACCACACAGGUUUUCUGUGUACCAAUGGAGGAACGUCGCUUCAAGGAAAUGAAUGAACCACAAUUUGGCGAUUCUGGGCAUCAAGCUAAAGUCUGUCAGGACAUCAUGCAGAAAGUUGGGGGUGUGUCGAUUGAAAUGAGCUUGGCCAAGGACGAGAGUUUGACUGUUGUCAUCCAUGGCAAGCAGGAGGACGUGAUGAAAGCGCGUCGCAUGGUAGUCAACCAGUUACAGACCCAGGCCAGCAUCUCGAUCCCCAUCCCUCGCGAACACCAUCGUUUCCUCCUCGGAAAGAGUGGCAAGAAACUCCAGGACCUUGAAUUGACAACGGCUACGAAAAUCAGCAUCCCGCGACCGGAAGAUAACUCGGACAUGGUUAAGAUCGUCGGCACCAAGGAAGGAAUUGACAAGGCUAGGCAUGAGAUACAGGUCACCUCGGACGAACAGGCAAAACUGGCUUUUGAACGUCUAGCGAUCCCCAAGGUUUACCAUCCGUUCAUUUAUGGCCCAAACAAUACGCUCCUGACCCAGAUGCAGGAGAAAUCUGGUGUGCGUAUCAACAUCCCGCCUCCCAGCGUAAUGAAGGAUGAGAUAUCAGUCUCUGGCGAAAAGGAAGGCGUCCAUGCUGCAGUUGACUGGAUCAAGUCGAUCUACCAAGAAAAGGAACGAAAAUGCCAAACGGUCUCUGUGGAGGUCCGUAAAUCACAACACAAGUAUGUGAUCGGACCCCGUGGUAGCUGCCUGCACGAAAUCCUCCAACAGUGUGGCGUGUCUGUUGAAGUUCCGCCUCUCGACAACCCCUCCGGUACGAUAACCCUUCGUGGCGAACCAGACAAGCUUGGACCAGCCCUGACCAUGGUUUACGCCAAGGCCAACAGCGUCAUCAUCGCCGAGGUCGAUGCACCCUGUUGGCUCCAUCGCUUUAUCAUUGGACGUAAAGGUGCGAAUGUGCGUAAGAUCACACAGGAUGUACCUAAGGUUCACAUUGAAUUCAACGACGGCGAAGACAAGAUCCAGGUGGAAGGUCCCCCUGAUGAGGUCGAAAAGGCACGCUUGGCCCUGGAGGAGAUCACGCAGGAUUUGAAAUCACGCAUGGACUUCACCGAGCUUCAUGUUGACACUAAAUAUCACAGACAUAUCAUCGGCAAGAAUGGCGUUAACGUGACCAGGAUCAAGAACGAGACAGGCGUAUCGAUCAGGAUUCCCCCUGACGCGGAGAAGAGCAACAUGAUCCGUAUCGAGGGUGAUCCACAGGGUGUUGCGAAAGCCAAGAAAGAAUUGUUAGACAUGGUUCAGAAAAUGGAAAACGAACGUACACGAGAUAUUCUCAUUGAGCAGCGCUUCCACAAGACCAUCAUCGGGGCAAAGGGCGGCUCAAUCCGCGACAUUCGCGACAAGUUCAAUCAAGUUCAGAUUACAUUCCCUGACCCCGGUAAAAAGAGCGAUGUCGUGACCAUCCGCGGCCCCAAGACAGAUGUGGACAAGGUUUACAAGUACCUGCAGCAGUUGCACCACGAUCUCAUCCUCGAGAACCACCAGGCUGAGGUCCACAUCUUCAAGCAAUUCCACAAGAAUAUCAUCGGCAAGAAUGGUGCCAACAUUAAGAAGAUUCGUGACGAAACUGGCACCAAGAUUGAUCUCCCAAGUGAGAACAGCGAAUCUGACAUUAUCUUGAUUACCGGGAAGAAAUCAAGUGUUGAGGCAGCUAAACAGAAAAUUGAGUUGAUCCAGAAGGAAUUGGCCAACAUUAAAGAAAUCAGCAUUGAAAUCCCUCAUAAACUCCAUAACUCGAUCAUCGGAGCGAAAGGUCGUCUCAUUCGUUCCAUCAUGGAGGAGUGCGGCGGCGUCAUCAUCCGCUUCCCCCCAGAGGGCGCCAACAGUGACAAGGUCACCGUCCGUGGACCAAAGGAUGACGUUGAGAAUGCCAAAAAACUGUUGCUGGAUAUUUCCCAGGAGAGAAAAGAGUCCGGCUUUACUGCCGAAGUCAAAGCCAAGGCAGAAUACCAUAAGUUCUUGAUUGGGCGUGGCGGUGCCAACAUCAAGAAGGUCCGUGACAGCACUGGGGCGCGGGUUAUCUUCCCCGCUCCCAACGAUACGGACCAGCAGCUUAUCGUGAUCAUCGGCAAGAAGGAAAACGUUGAAAAGGCCAAAGCAGAAAUAGAGGAUUUGGUCAGGAAUUUGGAGAGCAUCACUGAGGGUGAAGUGAAUGUAGACCCAAAAUAUCAUCGUCAUUUCGUCGCAAGGAGAGGUGAAGUACUGCGUCAAAUUGCGGAGGAAUACGGUGGCGUGACGGUCAGCUUCCCGCGCAGCGGCGUCAAGAGUGACAGGGUUGUACUAAAGGGGGCGAAGGAGUGUGUCGAGGGCGCCAAGAGGAGGAUCUUGGAGAUAGUGGAGGACUUGGAGAACCAGGUGACCAUCGAGUGCGUGAUCCCACAAAAACAUCACCGCACUGUUAUGGGCUCGAAAGGCCACAAGGUCCAGGAGAUCACACGUGAUCAUGAAGUUGGCGUGAAAUUCCCUGAUCGCCCCAUCCCAAAUCAAGGUGGCGGGGACGCACCUGGGCAAGAGGAGCCUGCUGUACCCAAUGGCGAUGUUAGCUCUGAGGGCAGCGCUCAUGAUGAUGCGCCCAAGAAAUGCGACAUCAUUAUCAUCACCGGGAAGAAAGAGAACUGCGAGGCGGCAAAGAAUGCUUUGUUGAACCUUGUCCCAGUCACCGAGGACACUAAUGUCCCAUUCAAGUUCCAUCGCUUCAUCAUCGGACAGCGCGGAAAAGAUGUACGCAAAAUGAUGGAGGACUACGACGUCAGCAUCUCCGUGCCGCCAGCAGAGCUUGAAAGCGACUUGAUCAAGGUCUCGGGUCCGCCGGAGAACGUACGCCGCGCCCAGGAAGCUCUGCUUCAGAGAGUUGAAGAACUGGAGAAGGAGGAGGAAGAGAGGGCUCUGAAGAGUUUCAAGGUCUCCUUCGAAGUGGACCCAGCCUACCAUCCUAAGAUCAUUGGGCGUAAAGGCAUGGUCAUCUCGAAGAUUCGCGACCGCCACGAUGUGCAGAUCCAGUUUCCCGAGCGCAAUGACGAUAACAAGGGUCUGAUCGAGGUCACUGGAUAUGAACAGAACGCCAAUGAGGCUAAGGAUGAGAUUAUGAAGAUUGUGAAAUCUUUGGAUAACCAGACUACAGAAGAGGUAUCGCUCGACCCUCGCAUCCACGCCAGGCUAAUCGGGCAGAAGGGACGCACCAUCCGCAGGCUGAUGGAGGAGUACAAGGUGGACAUCCGCUUCCCGCGCCAGGACAGCGAGCAUCCGGAUAUCGUUCUUAUUACCGGAGAGGAAGAUGAUGUCUUGGAUUGCAAAGAUUACCUCUUGAACCAAGCGGAAGAAUUUGAGCAAGACCUUCUGGAUCAAGAGAUGUUAAAGCAGUACACUCAACCGCGUCGUCAGGAUCGCCAAGAACGCCCGCCAGCAGGGCGUGGCUUCUCUGUACGCGACGCCCCAUGGGACCAGACGCCCGACACCAACAGUACUGACGACUUCCCGACGAUCGGCGCAGCAACUGCUCCAGCAACAUCGGCACCAAACUUUGCAUGGGGACCAGCUAGACGCUAAUCAUCCAAUACAAUGUCAUUUGACAUUAUUUUCAUAUCCGUUAGGUGACGCUGCAAUGCCUGUUUCGGUCAACUCCUCUUAUGAACUGUUUGGCGUGGCUCCCCAUUCAGUUAUUGCAAAACCACACAUCUGAAGAAGGUGCUGACUGAUUUGGAUAUUUCAGCACAGCCUGUUAAUUAUACUUUGUAUCCCUUUUGCUGGUACUAUAGCUUUUUUGAUUGACAUUUUGUGCAUAAUCAUGUCAUGGGCUUGUGUUGCACUGUCUCACUGCAACCCUGUUUUCUACAGCAGUUGAGAGGACAGAGUUGCGUCUGUUAUGUUCAUGUUUUCAGACGGAAGAAAAAAAAUUGCUCAAAUAUUCAUGUAUUAACUUGUUCUAAAACAUGUUCUACAGAUUUGGGUGUCCACUUCAUGUUGAAUUGGUGGCCACUGAAUGUGUGCACUUUGUACAUAGAAAUCUAUACACGAAUGCUGCCAAUUUACCAUGGAUGGGACUUCAUCAAACAGAGGCUGCUCAGUGCUGCCCUUCAUCGACUUAAUUUGUUUUGCAUGAAAAAUAUUUGUUUUUGACUUCAGCUUUUCAAUCCACUUUCACCUCCAGCGAAUGGCACUGAAUUGAUAAUGCCCCAUGGUGACCUCUCGUAUUUUGUAAGCUCAUUUGAUGCGAUCAGUUCUCUAUGAUCAUCUGAUCAGUCUCCGUUCUAGCUCAUCCAGAUUCCUUCGUCACGUUCAAGUUAAGCUUGUACCGAAAUGAUGAGAGUUGCCUUAAUUUUGGACAGAUGCGACAGUGGAUCAGGCGAGUGUCUUGCAAUGGGAUGGAUGUUCAUUAUCAUAGUUUACUGUCCUUCUGAGGCUGGUCCACUAAACUGAUGCGAGAGGCUAUCAAUCACAGCUUGCAAUGAGCAGCUUGUGUGAUACGAGAUCCUUUCAUUUGUCACGGCAUUGGAUCUGUUUUCACCAUGGGGUACGAAAUUCUGGCACAGUCUUAUGUCCAGACCAACUGUUGAUAUCAUACUUGUAAUUUCGUCUCUUUAAGUUUAAAAAUUCUUUGUUAUUUCUUCGCUGCUAAUUGUUAAUUGACUCUUGCUUUGAACGAUGAUUGAUUGAUUAACCAGUAUUAAUUGGGGGUGUGAACUUAUUUUUGAUCUGAAAUUUUUCAAGUCUCCUGCGUCACGGUUUUUCAGACCAAAUUUUUUUGUCCAUGGCUCACCAGUCACUGUCACACCCCUGAUUAAUGUCGCCUUCAGUGCUGGACUUCGAAGACACUGCCGUCUCACCUACUUAACAUCCAAACACAAUUUUUGGAGGUUGCCAACUUGGUAGUGAUCCUAAACUAAUAUUGAUAAAGGGUGCAGGGAUUUUUUGGACUUAAGUCUUUAUUUCAAUAUUUUGUUAAUGGUAGAAUGUCCCCCCCCCCCCCCCCCCUGUCCUUGCCUUGAUUUCUGUGUUCUUCGUCAUUAAGCACUAAUAAAAAUGUUCAAAAGAUGUGGAUGUUUCAUUCUUUGUUUGGAAAUAUCACAGUGUCAUUUGGCUCAAAUUAAAUUAACGUCUUGAUAGUCUUGUUGCUUCUCUAAUAAUAAUGAUGAUAAUAGUAAUAAUUUCAUUUUAGUGCAUUUCACCAUAGUGUUGUAAAAUCAGUGAGAGGACUGUGUGCACACUUGAUUUCACAGUCUGUUUUGGAAUUUUAGUUGUAAAUCCCUCGGCAUGAGUUUUGUAUCAUUUUGAAGCCAUUUCUGUGGGCUUCCUCUUCAAUUUUCAUGUGAUCUUGUCUUAUGUUUUCCAAUAGCGCUCAGACUGGAAUUAAAAAAUCAUCAUGAUCAUCACUGAAAAAUAAACAGUGUCUGUUUUCUAUUUAUUUCUGCUAUGAGCACAAGUCCGAGACUCAUUUGUUUUAACAUUUUUCAUGUUUCCCUGUUCAGUUAAUUCGGGUAUAUAAAAUACCAAUAUUGUGUACAACUAGAUGCAGGAAAAAAAAUUAAUAAAAUCCAGAAAAAAAUGUAUAAAAAUGUAAAAUACGAAACAAAGCAUAUAGUUACAUAAUAUGUUGAAUGAAACAAUAAUAUGAUGUAAUAAUGUUAUGCAUAAAGUUUAUGCAUAUGUCUGUUAAUUGAUGUGAAAGAUAUAACAAGGUCCCAAAGAUCUCCCGAUGAAUAUAACCUGAUGAUUUUGAGCAUGUGUAAAUCACUAGGGGCCAAUUUUCCGCUGAAUUUUGACCUCUGCGUAUACUUGACGAGUAUAACGAUGGGAUGAUUAUUGUGCUGUUUUUUUCUGGUGAAGGGUUAGGGUAUACCUCUAUAUUUAUGCUACAUACUGUAAAACCUGAAUGGAUAUCCUGUUGAAUGACCUGUAUUUUGCGUUGGCCCGUUUGGUGCAGCCGUCGUCUGCCCGUGUUCUCUAUUAAGAAGUUGCAUUUUGUUGACAUCAAAUUUAGAUAAGCUAUGAACUUGUCUGUUUUUGAUCGUAUUUGUAUAAUGCAUCUAUAGAGCAGUUACCUAGACAGUGCUGGUAAAGCUGUAAAAAAAACCGAAGUUUACUGUAAUAAAAAUGACUAGUCCCA
Lineus longissimus is the source of this 6518-nucleotide messenger RNA. RefSeq names its product vigilin-like. Gene Ontology annotation, cellular component: cytoplasm; nucleus. The record is from RefSeq and is a predicted model, not a curated record. Gene Ontology annotation, molecular function: mRNA binding. Lineage: Eukaryota; Metazoa; Nemertea; Pilidiophora; Heteronemertea; Lineidae. Bases 179 to 3961 code for a protein of 1260 amino acids. The transcript is spliced from 18 exons.